AUGGCUAUUAUUACUAGAAGUGGCAAAGUGGUAGCGCCUCUUAAAACUCCAAUUAUAGAUUGUGCGGAAGAGGACGAGAAGCAUGAUGGAGCAGUUGAGCCAGAGGUUGAGGUUGAAGAGCGACCUGUUGUGGUUGAGAAAAAGCAUGAGCUGAGUCCUGAAUAUGUGCGGUCUAAAGCACCUUACCCAGAGAGGUUCAAGAAAGAGGCUUAUAACAAACAGUAUGGCAGGUUUUUAGACAUCUUCAAGAAGCUGCACAUAAACAUCCCUUUUGCAGAAGCUUUGGCAAGUAUGCCUGGUUAUUCAAAAUUCAUGAAGGAUCUUUUGUCAAGGAAGCAUAAGCUACAGGAAUGCCAGACAGUGACACUUACUAAGAAGUGUAGUGCCUUUAUUCAGCAGAAGAUUCCGGCUAAGCUUAGUGAUCCGGGGAGUUUUAAUAUCCCUAUUGCCAUUGGCAAUAUUUGCAAUGGUAGAGCUCUUUGUGAUCUUGGGGCUAGUAUCAACUUGAUGCCUCUUUCUGUUUAUAAGUCUUUGGGGAUUGAAGAAUUGAAGCCUACAACGGAAGGAAGUGGGAAGCCUUUGCUCUUAGGUAGGCCCUUUUUGGCUACAGCCCGUGCUCUAAUAGAUGUUGAGCAAGGAAUGAUUAAGUUGAGGAUGAAUAAUGAGGAGAUUACUUAUAAUGUUUCUGAGGCUAUGAAAAGACCCGAUGAGCAUAGUGAUUGUUCUCAAAUUGAUGUUUUUCAAGAAAUAGUUCAACAGAAGAAGGUGCGUCCUCAAGAGAUUGAUUAUGAGUUGAGAGCCUGUGAUCAUGUGCCCUUUAAAAAAAAGGAAGUUGCUGUGGAGGUGCUUAAAGAAAAAGUUGAUGACAUAGAGGUUGGGGCACCUAAGGUUGAAUUGAAAAUUCUGCCUAAUACUUUGAAAUAUGUAUUCUUGGGAGAUGAAGAGACAUACCCUGUAAUCAUCAAUAAGGGACUAUCUUCUGACCAAGAAAAGAAGCUG
Gastrolobium bilobum is the source of this 999-nucleotide messenger RNA. RefSeq lists its product as uncharacterized. NCBI's taxonomy places the organism in Eukaryota, Viridiplantae, Streptophyta, Magnoliopsida, Fabales, Fabaceae. The annotation marks the transcript as partial. The transcript is spliced from 3 exons. The record is from RefSeq and is a predicted model, not a curated record.